Molecule: messenger RNA, 548 nt
Organism: Gordionus sp. m RMFG-2023
Lineage: Eukaryota; Metazoa; Nematomorpha; Gordioida; Chordodea; Parachordodidae
Product: V-type proton ATPase subunit F 1-like
Exons: 5
Coding region: 67-432 (121 amino acids)
Biological process (GO): proton transmembrane transport
Cellular component (GO): proton-transporting V-type ATPase, V1 domain; membrane
Molecular function (GO): proton-transporting ATPase activity, rotational mechanism
Source: RefSeq, a predicted model, not a curated record
AUUUAAUCAUAUUGAUUUUAUUCAUAUAUCCAUCAGCUGAUAUCUAAAGGCAUCAUUUACCCUUAAAUGUCCAAUAUAGCUGCAGCAAAAUCUAAACUUAUAGCUAUUAUAGGAGAUGAAGAUACUUGUGUAGGAUUCUUAUUAGGUGGUAUUGGUGAAAUAAACAAGAGUCGUCAGACCAAUUUUUUGGUUGUAAAUAAAAAUACAGCAAUAUCUGAAUUGGAAGAAAAUUUUAAAUCAUUUACAGCUCGUGAGGAUAUAGCUAUUAUAUUAAUUAGUCAAAAUAUUGCAGAAAUGAUUAGGCAUUUACUUGAUAAGUAUGAUAAGAUCAUCCCUGUUGUUCUAGAAAUACCAUCAAAAGAUAUUCCAUAUGAUCCAAACAAAGAUUCAAUUUUAAAAAGGGCAAGAGGCUUUUUAGGAGGAGAAAAAUAACAAACCCAUUAAACUAUAUAAAAUAUAUAUGUAUGUAUUUUUUUUAAAUUAUAUAAAGUAUAUAUACAAUUUAAAAUUAUAAAUAUAAUGUAUAUAUUUAAAUAUGUAUAUAAAAU